AUGAACAAUAACGUUGUAAACUUACCAAAUAUUUUAUUAGCAAAGAUUAUCAAUGAACUUAAAGACAAUCUAGAUAAACUAUACCUUACUUUAGUUUGUAAAAGAUGGUUUGAUAUUAGAGAUUCGAUUCUAUCGUUUGAUUGUCAAGAUUGUUAUCUUGUCAAAUUCGAACAGAAGAGGUUCUUUCUAAAAUCUUACAUCAGUACAUUCAACCAUUCGUAUAUGAGAAAAGAUAAUGGUGCGCUUUUAUUUGGUAGCUCUUUAGCUGGUAAAAGAUUUCACUAUCGAUUAAACUACCGUAACAAAUAUAGAGUACCAAACUCUACAAGAGAGAUCUACUUUGAUGCGGAAUUCAAUUUGAAUAUCGAUAACAUGCUAAUGAAGUUGUCGAUGUCGAAUGUUACACACAUUUACUUUAACGACAAUUUCAAGCAACCAAUUGCAAAAGGUUUAUUCCCUCCUACGAUAAAGCUAAUCAGUUUCGGUUACUAUUGGAAUCACCCGAUAGAUGAAGGAGUUCUACCAGCACACUUGGAGAGUUUAAGUUUUAUCGGAUGUUUCAAUCAACCGAUCAAUGAGAAAAGCUUGCCAUCUACCAUCAAACAUUUGAAACUUUCAGUACUCUUUGACUAUAAACACCUAUUUGCCAACGAUAAGCUACUACCUUGUAAUCUACAGUCGCUAGACAUACCACGUUCCAACAAAGAAUUAAUACCCCCUGGUUUUCUACCGGCCAAUCUCACCGAGAUCAAAUCGCUCUUUGUCGAUGAACUAUUAUUACCUUCAGUACUUCCAUCUUCAAUACGAUCGAUCUCUCUAGAUAUAGGUAGUCAAACUAAUCGGCUCGCCAUUCCCAUCGGUGUUACUUCACUUACUAUCGAUUCAUCUUCAAACGGUUGGCGUUUGAAGAAUGUAGAUCUACCGACUACUUUGAGAUGUCUGACUCUUGAAGAUUACAAUCACCAACUAGAGGAGAAUGAUCUACCAAAUGAUAUUGAAGAGUUGACUUUAGUUAACUAUCAUAUUAAUAACCUACCAAUUGUAAAUUCAAAAUCGAUCAAGACAUUGAAAUUACUCCUUACCUACGUUAAUACACCGUUGGAAAUUGGUUGUAUUCCACAGGGUGUAGAACAAUUGACUUUUGAUCUACUAAAUGGCAUACCAUUAGCACCUCAUAUAAUACCCGAUAGUGUAAGAGAUCUGUCGUUCCCUACUGGCCGCGUAAAACUGGUGGUCGGUUCACUACCGCCAGCGUUACAAUCACUCACUUUCGAUGGCGAUGUUGUGACACCUUUACUAAGCAACGACUUGCUACCUCCAAGUCUUGAGAGACUUACCAUCAGUAUCCAACAAGCCAAGACAUCACUAAACUUGGACAUCAAUACAUUAUUCUUAACCACCAAGAUCAAUACAAUGAAGAUAAUGUCUCGUUCUAAUAUCUAUUGGUAUAUCAUUAGAAGAUUGGAUCAAUCACACGCCAUACUCUCAGGUGGUCAAUCGAAUACCGAGUAUGGAAUAAUCAAAAUUACACAACUUAACACUACAAUAUCAAACAAACUAUCAACAGAAAGUGAUUUUUAA
This is a messenger RNA of Heterostelium album PN500, 1581 nucleotides long. RefSeq lists its product as uncharacterized. Lineage: Eukaryota; Evosea; Eumycetozoa; Acytosteliales; Acytosteliaceae. The record is from RefSeq and is a predicted model, not a curated record. The coding region runs from base 1 to 1581 and encodes 526 amino acids. The transcript has 2 exons.